Molecule: messenger RNA, 1889 nt
Organism: Saimiri boliviensis boliviensis (Bolivian squirrel monkey)
Lineage: Eukaryota; Metazoa; Chordata; Mammalia; Primates; Cebidae
Source: RefSeq, a predicted model, not a curated record
GGGGAACAGAAUGCAACCCGGGAUCUAGAGAGCUGUCACAUUCCAAGAAAUAUUUAAAUUGUGCUGAUUUUCUUCUGGAGAACUGAGCCCAGGGAAUGAAACUCUCCAUCAAGUCAUGGCUUUGCGGGCAAUAGAUCAGAGGAUAUUGCCAGUUUUCUAAUGGAUUAUUGUUAUCGGGCAGAUUUUCUCUGAAGGAACUGGAGAUCAGCCAGAUCACUUGUAUGCAAAAAGCUGCUGUGGAUCUGUCUUUCAACCAAGAGCGGCAGAAAACGCUAUAGCAAGGUUAAAGCUUUAUCCACUCUGACUCACCCAGAAAGCAGAGCACUGAUUCUGCGUGAGAAAGGCUAUCUCUACAGACACUAAAAUGGUAUCGACGGUUUCUGUACAGCACAGAUUAUGACAGCUUCUUUCUUAAGAAGAGAAUGUUUAAAUUUCAUCAAAUGAAACACGUUUUUGAAAUACUUGAUAAAAUGAGAUGCCUGCGAAAACGUUCUACAGUGUCGUUCUUGGGAGUUCUUGUCAUUUUUCUCCUAUUUAUGAACUUGUACAUUGAAGAUAGCUAUGUUCUGGAAGGAGACAAACAACUUAUAAGGGAAACAUCCACACAUCAACUGAAUUCAGAACGCUAUGUUCAUACUUUCAAGGAUUUAUCAAAUUUCUCAGGAGCCAUAAAUGUUACCUAUCGCUACUUAGCUGCCACACCUUUACAAAGAAAGCGUUAUCUUACAAUUGGACUUUCUUCAGUAAAGCGAAAAAAAGGAAAUUAUUUACUUGAGACAAUUAAGUCAAUUUUUGAGCAAUCCAGCUAUGAAGAGCUGAAGGAAAUUUCAGUGGUGGUUCACCUAGCAGACUUUAAUUCUUCCUGGCGUGAUGCCAUGGUCCAGGAUAUUACACAGAAAUUUGCACACCAUAUUAUUGCAGGAAGAUUAAUGGUUAUACAUGCUCCAGAGGAAUAUUACCCAAUCCUGGAUGGCCUUAAAAGAAAUUACAAUGAUCCAGAAGAUAGAGUCAAAUUUCGUUCCAAGCAAAAUGUAGAUUAUGCAUUUCUGCUAAAUUUUUGUGCCAAUACUUCAGACUAUUAUGUAAUGCUUGAAGACGAUGUUCGAUGUUCAAAAAACUUCUUAACUGCCAUCAAGAAAGUCAUUGCAUCCCUAGAAGGAACUUACUGGGUAACUCUUGAAUUCUCUAAGCUUGGCUACAUUGGUAAACUCUAUCAUUCUCAUGACCUCCCACGUUUGGCACAUUUUUUAUUAAUGUUUUAUCAAGAAAUGCCUUGUGAUUGGCUAUUGACUCAUUUCCGGGGCCUGUUGGCUCAGAAAAAUGUGAUACGUUUUAAACCCUCUCUCUUUCAGCACAUGGGCUAUUAUUCAUCAUACAAAGGGACGGAGAAUAAGCUGAAGGAUGAUGAUUUUGAAGAGGAGUCAUUUGACAUUCCUGAUAACCCCCCUGCAAGUCUGUACACCAAUAUGAAUGUGUUUGAAAAUUAUGAAGCAAGCAAGGCUUAUAGUAGUGUUGACGAGUACUUUUGGGGAAAACCACCUUCCACAGGAGAUGUCUUUGUGAUUGUAUUUGAAAAUCCAAUUAUAAUAAAAAAAAUUAAAGUAAAUACUGGAACAGAAGAUCGGCAAAAUGAUAUUUUGCAUCACGGAGCCCUAGAUGUUGGGGAAAAUAUUUUGCCUAGCAAACAAAGGAGACAGUGUUCUACCUACUUAAGACUAGGAGAAUUCAAAAAUGGAAACUUUGAAAUGUCAGGUGUGAAUCAAAAAAUUCCGUUUGAUAUACAUUGUAUGAGGAUAUAUGUCACCAAAACACAAAAGGAAUGGCUAAUUAUUAGGAGUAUCAGCAUUUGGACUUCUUAGCCAAUUAAAUCAGUAGAUUCAGUUUCUGAA